UCCCACGUUGUCAGCUUAGGACUUCUGCAUGCGGUGCUCCAAUCAGCCGUGUUGGCAGGACUGGAUGACCAUCGUCGCCCCGAGCAGUGUGGGCGCGCAUGCGUAGCAGCACACACCACGAUGAUCCGAUGGACGCGUGUGUACGUAUGCGGCGUGCACGUGUGCGCACGCUAUCCGGAAGCCACAAACCUCCGCUCUACCACACCUGCGCACCUGGGCAAGCGGGCUUGGUGAGUGAAAGCGAUGCUUGCCAAAUCGACAGCUAAUCUGACUGGAUUAUUUACACGGACAUCACACCUGGUAAUACUCGCAUGUGCCGUAUGGUCUCACCAAUCUUUUCCGUCGGGCAUCCAGUAUUGCCCGCCGCGACCCAAGGAAGUGGCAAUCCCGUCUGGUCGAACGUCUCCAAGCCACAGGGACCGAUGGCGUCCUGCAGACUGGCGAUCACCAUGCAUGAGAUGCUGUAGGUCAAGCCACUGCGAUGUAUCGUUCUGGGCUUCAGAUUGGCGAGGGACUGGCGAAUGUAACACGUAAAAGCGAAUGCUUUAUUGAAUGCUGUUCACAAAUGAACUAUUG
Dissoconium aciculare CBS 342.82 is the source of this 576-nucleotide messenger RNA. RefSeq lists its product as uncharacterized. The coding region runs from base 244 to 534 and encodes 96 amino acids. The record is from RefSeq and is a predicted model, not a curated record. The transcript has a single exon. NCBI's taxonomy places the organism in Eukaryota, Fungi, Ascomycota, Dothideomycetes, Mycosphaerellales, Dissoconiaceae.